CCAAAACAACAAGAACACAUCUGUAUCGUAAAUUCAGUUGUGUGUUUUUCACAGAAGUUUGUCUAUGGGAAAUGUGAUUCUUUUUUUUUUUUUGGAACAAGUAACGAGAGUCGUUUCCUGAUCUGGAGCAGCAGAUCCCGGCUGAAUUGAACACAUACAUCUGGAUACUUAGCUCUCUGCUUUUUUUUUUACACGCAUUCCGCUGUGUGCAGAACGAAAAUACAAGAACACGCACAUAUUUAACAAAGAAGGAGCCACAACUCACAAGACCAUGGAGUUAGAAGGAAAAGCUUGAGAAAAAAGGUGAUUGAGUGCAUUGGUUCCAUUUCUUUAGGGAUCCGAUUUGAAGUUUACAGUUCACCACAAUGGAGGCUACAGCCAUAUUGCCCAUCAUGAAGAAAAGGCUGGCUUUUCUCUCAGGAGGGAAGGACAGACGCAGUGGCCUCAUUCUGACGAUUCCUCUCUGUUCUGAGCAGACAAAUAUGGAUGAGCUGAGCGCCACACUUGGUUAUUUACUCGGCAUACCAAGUGAGAAAUGCAAAGCUAGAGGAUUUACAGUAAUAGUUGAUGGAAGAAAGUCACAGUGGAAUAUAGUCAAGACUGUUGUAUUAAUGUUACAGAAUGUAAUACCAGCUGAGGUGUCAUUGGUUUGUGUUGUCAAACCCGAUGAGUUUUGGGACAAGAAGGUCACCCACUUUUGUUUCUGGAAAGAAAAGGAUAGGCUUGGCUUUGAGGUUAUUUUAGUAUCUGCUAAUAAGCUGACUCGAUACAUUGAACCAUGCCAGUUGACAGAAGAAUUUGGAGGUAGCCUUGUGUACGAUCACAUUGACUGGUUAAACAAAAGACUGGUGUUUGAAAAAUUUACGAGAGAGUCCACAUCUUUACUUGAUGAGCUAGCCAUAAUUAAUGGGAACGAGAAAGGCAACCAACAGGACAAAGAAAGAGCUAUGGAUUACAACUUUCUACCAUCCUUUGAUCCAGAGACUGUCCUACAGACGGGUCAUGAGCUCCUGUCUGAGUUGCAGCAGUGUCGCUUUAAUGGAUCAGAUGGCGGGGUGUCGUGGUCUCCUAUGGAUGACGAGUUGUUGGCUCAGCCCCAGGUUAUGAAGUUAUUGGAUUCCCUGAGAGAGCAGUACACUCGAUACCAGGAGGUCUGCAGACAGCGCAGUAAACGUACGCAGCUGGAAGAAAUCCAACAGAAGGUUAUGCAGGUUGCGAAUUGGCUGGAGGGACCUGGGACAGAGCAGUUAAGAACCCAGUGGGGCAUUGGAGACUCUAUUAGCGCUUCACAGGCCCUACAACAGAAGCAUGAGGAAAUUGAGAGUAAGCACAGUGAAUGGUUUGCUGUGUAUGUAGAGCUGAACCAGCAGAUUGCUGCCCUGUUGAACGCUGGUGAUGAGGAGGACCUGGUUGAACUCAAGGGUCUUCAGCAGCAGUUGAGUGAUGUCUGCUACCAGCAGGCCAGCCAGCUGGAAUUCCGGCAAAAUAUUUUGCAGUCGGCACAUGAGUUUCAUGGCGUUGCCCAAGAUCUAUCCCAACAGUUAGAUGGUUUACUCGGGAUGCUGUGUGCAGAUGUUGCUCCUGCUGAUGGUGCAGCAAUUCAACAAACCUUAAAACAUCUGGAGGAAAAACUGAAGAGUGUGGCUGGAACUCUCCAAGGCUUGAGGGAAAAGGGCCAAGUUCUUCUAGAUCAGAUGUCUAACCAGGCAUCCUGGGCCUAUGGGAAAGAUGUUGCUAUUGAAAAUAAAGAGAAUGUCGAACAUAUACAAGGUGUAAUGGAGGAUAUGCAGCUUCGCAAACAAAGGUGUGAAGAUAUGGUAGAUGUGAGGAGAUUAAAAAUGCUUCAGAUGGUGCAGCUUUUUAAAUGCGAGGAAGAUGCAGCUCAGGCAGUUGAAUGGUUAAGUGAGCUGUUGGAGGCUCAGCUGAAGACCCAUAUCAGACUAGGAGAUGAUGCACAGGAAGUAAAAAGUUUAUUGGAAAAACACAGAAAAUUUGUUGAUGUUGCACAGAGCACGUACGAUUAUGGCAGACAGCUGCUCCAGGCCACUGUGGUUUUGUGUCAGUCACUCCGAUGUACUACAAGGUCUUCAGGGGACACACUGCCUCGGCUCAAUAGAGUGUGGAAGCAGUUCACGGUAACUUCUGAAGAAAGGGUGCAUCGAUUGGAGAUGGCCAGUACGUUUCACACUGCAGCUGAAAAGAUUCUAAAGGAAUGUCCAGAACAGCCUAAAGUCCGUAUAGAUUUCGAAGCAUAUGAAGAAGUCGAAGCAGUGGGUAAAUCUUUGCUGGACAGACUAACCGUGCCUGUAGUUUACCCCGAUGGAACUGAGCAGUUUUUUGGGAGCCCUAGUGACAUGGCUUCAUCUGCAGAACACGUCAGAGAGAAGAUGAAGAUUGUUGGCAUGAAGCAGCUACAGCAAGAGGAGGAGGAGGAGGAAGAACAGCAGCUACAGCAACAGCAGCAGCAGGAAGAGGAGGAAGAAGAAGGAGAGAAGCCAGAUGAAACUGCUUCAGCAAAUAGCUAAGGGACUCUCUUGUGUCGCCUGAUACAGAGCCUGCAAUCUACAAGUCAGCAUGGCACCAUGGCAUAACUGCAUAUACUGCAUCAGAAUGAUUCCGCAGCCAUGGGAGAAUUACUUCCAUUCUAAUACACUACGCCUCGCCAAGCCAUAUUAACUUAUCAUGUGCUGCAUAAGGCUCCUCCUCCUCAAUUUAUAAAAAUACUACAAACAUUGCACUGAACCUCCCUCAAAGCUUUACCUGGCCUGUUAUCUGUUAAUGCUAACAGUUGACUCGAGAUUUUAAUGGUGCUACUAAAAGUAUAGAAUGUCCAAGUGCAGCUUAUGUCCUUGUUGUUUACUUGAUGCUGUAGAAUUUAUAGGCUUUAGGCAAACUUCCUGUUUGUAGACAGUAAGAAAAUGUAUUUUAUAAUUUUUGUCUUAAUUUGUUAUAUCUUUUAAAGUGUUGCUGCAUCUUUUUUUUAUUGUGCCAAUACACAACCUGCCCUGAAGACCUUUGAUACUGAUGUAAACUGCCUAACCUGCUGUUUUUAAGUAUGUAUUGCUUGUAUGUUUAAGCACAUAUUGGCAAGUUAAACCAGCUUUUUAAAAAUGCUCCAAGAUUGCUGUGAUACCCAUGCACUUCAAGAAACAAGUGAUGGACAAAGCUUUGUUUAAAUAAUUGUUAUAAUAAUAAAAAAUGGAAAGCUUUAGUUCAAUAAAUAAACUAUUACAUGGGAACUAUUAUCUUUGGAAUAUACAUGUGAUUCUUCUUGUUUGUUUCUUGUACCCAAGCAUGCUUUGUGUAACACCUGCUGUUUUAUUUUAGGGCACAGGAAAUCUAAAAGUAUUUAUUUGGAGUUUGCUUGCCAUGUAAAAGUUGGGAAUGUGGCUGUGGGAUGUCUUUGUGUAUAAUCCUAUCUGGCCACUAGGUGUCAUUACUGCAUAAUUUCGCAGCAGGACAGUUUCUUUUAUGGCAGCUUUGUAAUUGGCAUCAAUGAAUAUAUGCAAGCACUAGCUGACACAGUAAUAUUCCAAAUGGUUUAUAUAUUUAUUUGUAAUAUUUGGCCACUGUAUCUAUUCUGUUUUAAGUUGCCAUGUUUUCUGAAGACAUUUUGAAAAUGCUCCAUGUAUUUAUUUACCUCUCCUGUAUAAUAUUGCUGAGUUCAUAAUAUAUUUUAAUGUAUUUCACUUCUGGAAUUUGAAUUUUCCCCUAUUCCAGACAAUUACCACAAAACAGCAGCGAUUUUAACAGUGUUACAUUGUUACUGCCAUUUAGAAUACUUGGACAUAAACAUUAUCCAACAGAUGCUGGAGUGAUAUGUAUGCAGUAGGGUUGAAUUACUUGCAUUAUAAGUUAACAUUUGGAUUGGGGCUAAGGUAGAAGUCUAUUGCACAUUAUAUUUAAUAAAAUAAUAAUAAUUAA
Messenger RNA from Acipenser ruthenus (sterlet), 3924 nucleotides. Its product is annotated as SEC14 domain and spectrin repeat-containing protein 1-like. The record is from RefSeq and is a predicted model, not a curated record. Lineage: Eukaryota; Metazoa; Chordata; Actinopteri; Acipenseriformes; Acipenseridae. Bases 366 to 2525 code for a protein of 719 amino acids. The transcript is spliced from 19 exons.